UACAGCGUGAGACAUGGAGGCCGCAGUGUGGCACGCAAAUUUCAUCCUGAUCUUGCUCUUUUGCUUUGCGUUAACAGGUGGACAAAAUAUGAGUGAUAAGUGUGAAUUAGAACAGAUACAUAACUGCAUCGAGCAAAAGUUUUUGUGCGGUGGAAUCGCCUCUGCAUUGCGACGAGCAGCACUUCGAGACGCAGACGAAACUCAAAGGAUCUUCUGCAGUGUCGAUAUCCCGGAGUGUACUUCUGGUCUCACUCACCCAGACUGCCCCGAAGAGAUUGUGGUUGGAGGAGCUUUGACAACAGAGGGGUUUAAAGCCCUCUGCGAGAACCAGGGAUUCCUCCUGAAAGCGCUCCUGAACGCCCACGAGUGCUGGGACAUUCUAGGCUUGACCAGCUGCAUCGAGGGACUCCUAUUGACGACUGAGAGCUACGACGUCUCGGAGCAGACAGAUCGAGAUUUGAAGUUGCUGAAAAACGAAUCGAACAAGUGUGCCACCCGUUUCAAGAUCGACAGUUCGGUGUGCUCCCAGGUCGACGGGAGUGCAAUGAAAAAACUGAUCCACACUGUCAUCGGACGCAUAGUGCCAGAGUACAACGCUGCCCCUCAAGCCUGUUCGAGCGCAGCAGCUCUUAUGUCUUUUCUCCUGGCUCUGGUCUUCACCAUUUGAAACUAGAGCCCUUGCCUCAUAUAAAGGAGUUUAAAUUAAUUUGUGAACCACCAGCGAGUCUCACUUUCCUAUCACUUCAGGCUUUGGCUACGCUCUAUUACAGAAUUUAUUUUAACUUCAAAUAAAGCUCAUUCAUGUGAA
Rhipicephalus microplus (southern cattle tick) is the source of this 808-nucleotide messenger RNA. RefSeq lists its product as uncharacterized. The record is from RefSeq and is a predicted model, not a curated record. Lineage: Eukaryota; Metazoa; Arthropoda; Arachnida; Ixodida; Ixodidae.